AUGAUCAAUAUUGUCAAAUUAUGGACUUCUUCGAUGAAGCCUUACCUGCUGCAUUUGGAAAUGACUUCCAAAGCCCCCUGUCUCGAGAAUGCAGCUCACCUACAUGUUUUCCCACCAUUAUUCAAGGAAGCAGCUCCAGCUCCAGCUUGUGUAUCUUCAAUAGUGAUGGCGCCGCCUCUGGUAGUGACCGAAAGACCAGCUAAACAGCGCAAGCCUAAUGGCUGCACAUUAUCCAACACCCAUACCAUGUUUAAUUUCGAUCAAGCUUCUUCUUCCCCAGUCAUCCUCACUUUUGGGAAUCCAAAUGUGCCAGAUAUAAGUUUUGAACAAGUGAGUCUAGGAAACUUGUACCCUGAGGAUGAAGUAGUGUCUGGGGUUUUGGCAUCCCAUGGUUCAUUUGUAAAUCAUGUUGGGGUAGCUGCUAAAGCUACUGCAGUCCGAACAAAAGCAAAGAAACCUGGAAGUAGUACUCGACCACCAUCCAAAUCCUACGAUCACAUAGCAGCAGAAAGAAAGCGGCGUGAGCAACUCAGCCAGCAAUUCAUUGCUCUUUCCGCCAUGGUUCCUGGCCUCAAGAAGAUGGAUAAAACUUCAGUUUUGGGAGAUGCCAUCAAGUACUUGAAAUAUCUACAGGAGAGAGUAAACACGCUAGAAGAAAAAACCACAAAGCAAACUGUGGAAUCUGUAGUGCUUGUGAAGAAAUCACAAGGACUUUUAGCUGAAGAUGAGGGAUCCUCAGAUGAGACAGCUAACACCAUUGAUCAACUGUCAUUACCUGAAAUUGAAGUUAAAGUUUGUGACAAGAAAGUUCUGCUGAGAAUUCGCUAUGGAAAUCAAACAGGGUUGCUGACCAAAUUCAUCUGUAAAGUAGAAAAACUCAAUCUCACAGUCACAAAUACUAGUGUUGCACAAUUUCGAGAUCUGGCUCUUGAUAUCACUAUUAUAGCCGAGAUGGAUAAAGAAUUCAACCUGACUGCGAAAGAACUGGCGAGAUGUCUUCAAUCUGCUCUUCUACCUGUCGAAUUUCUGGGCAAGCAGACAAAUAAUGGUUAG
This is a messenger RNA of Coffea arabica (coffee), 1053 nucleotides long. The record is from RefSeq and is a predicted model, not a curated record. NCBI's taxonomy places the organism in Eukaryota, Viridiplantae, Streptophyta, Magnoliopsida, Gentianales, Rubiaceae.